Messenger RNA from Conger conger (European conger), 2702 nucleotides. RefSeq names its product putative RNA-binding protein Luc7-like 1. Gene Ontology annotation, biological process: mRNA splice site recognition. The record is from RefSeq and is a predicted model, not a curated record. Lineage: Eukaryota; Metazoa; Chordata; Actinopteri; Anguilliformes; Congridae. Gene Ontology annotation, cellular component: U1 snRNP; U2-type prespliceosome. Bases 616 to 1887 code for a protein of 423 amino acids. The transcript is spliced from 10 exons. Gene Ontology annotation, molecular function: mRNA binding.
GAAAAAGAACAUGUCGUAGCCUGAUCGUAGCUGUCUUCAAGCCAAUGAGGAGCUCUUCCCCCUUACUCCAGAACUGUCCGCUGUGUCGAGGAUAAGGAAGCGUAGAGCACUUCUCGUCUAGAUUCUUGGCAUCGAAAACGAUAGCUUGACAUUUCGCUAUCUAGUUAUAUACGAAAAAUAAAGACAUUCAUGUGCAAACCUAAAGUAUUAUUUAGGGGAGGAUGUGAAAAGUACCGCAUUGAACAAAGUUAAUUUUCUGCAUUCAAGAAUAAAGCCUUCCUAGUUGGCUAGCUAGCUUGCUGACUUUUGAUAAGCGAGCGAGCUAGCUAGCUACCCGCGCCACACUGCUUUCAGUUUCACCCUGAGUUUUCCCUAAAGGGUAGUAAUGCACUCAAAUAGAUAAGUUCUGUUAGCUGUUUCGCUUUAAAAAAUAUAAUUUCACAUAAGUGGUAAAUAGGCUAUUUUAAUUAAGUGAGGCAAACGGCUGUAGCUAAGUAAGCUAGCUAACUAGUUAGUUAGUUUGUGCUUCAACAGAAAACUUAGCAGUCCGCCACAGAGGCCUUGCCUGGUCAGAGGGAGUGUAUUGUGUAUGCAUUCGACCGGCGUGGUGGAAAGAUGUCGGCUCAAGCGCAAAUGCGAGCAAUGCUGGACCAACUAAUGGGCACCGGGAGAGAUGGGGACAGCAUGCGCCAGAGGAUCAAGUUCACAGACGAAAGAGUAUGCAAAAGUCACCUUCUUGAUUCCUGUCCUCAUGACAUACUUUCUGGCACGCGCAUGGACCUGGGGGAGUGCGUGAAAGUCCAUGAUCUGGCUCUCAGGGCCGACUACGAGAUCGCUUCCAAGCAGCAGGAGUAUUUCUUCGAGCUUGACGCGGCGGAGCACCUUCAGUCCUUCAUUGCCGACUGCGACAGGAGGACGGAACUGGCCAAGAAGCGCCUGGCCGAGACGCAGGAGGAGAUCAGCGCCGAGGUGGCAGCCAAGGCGGAGCGAGUGCACGAGCUGAACGAGGAGAUUGGGAAACUCCUGGCCCGGGCGGAGCAGCUGGGGGGCGAGGGGAACGUGGACGAGGCGCAGCAGGUGCUGGAGAAGGUGGAGAAGACCCGCGCCAUGAAGAGAGAGGCAGAGGAUAUAUAUAGAAACUCAAUGCCAGCUUCCAGUUUCCAGCAGCAGAAACUCCGGGUCUGUGAAGUUUGCUCCGCCUACCUGGGUCUCCAUGACAACGACCGCCGCCUUGCUGACCACUUUGGUGGGAAGCUGCACCUGGGCUUUAUUGAGAUCCGUGAGAAGCUGGAUAGACUAAGGAAAGCAGUUGCUGAAAAGCAGGAGAGAAUGCGAAUGAGAAGACGGGAAGAACGAGAUCGAGAUGAGGAGAGAGAGAGACAGAGGGAAUGGGAACUGGAGAGAGAGAGGGAGCGCGAGAGGGAGAGAGAACGUGAGAGGGAGAAAGAGAGAGAACGGGAGAGGCGGAGGACACGGUCAAGAAGUGGAGAACGAUACAGGGAUGGUGGAAGCUCAUCCUCCCAUCGCUCUCGUCACCAUCAUUCCUCCCGUUCCCGAGAAGAGGGAGGAGAGAAGGAUAGAGAGAGGAGGCACAGGCACAAAGACAGACAUCGUUCCCGUUCCCACUCCCACCGGAGCAAGAAGAAGAGGGACAGAUCCCCACCCCCCCGGGAGAGGGAGCACUCCCCGUCCCUGGAGAGAGGGACCGAGAGAGUGGCGCAGGCAGGGCCGGACUUCUGGAGGGAGGGUGACCAGAUGGAAAAGGAGAGGUCCACCUCACCGGACAUGGCCAGGGAGAGGGACAUGCCUCGGGAGAGAGAGCGGUCACUGUCACUGGAAAGAGAGAGGCAGUCCAGCUCUGAAGAGAGAGAAUCCGGGGAGAUCUAGAGCCACUGAUGGCUUCAGAGGAUUGUGGGGGGAAGUGGGGCGGGGGUGUUGGGUGUUGGUCAAUAGAGGAGAAGUAAGGGAGAGGUGGGAAAAGGAGUGGUGUGAAGAUAUGUAAUUAGGCUGGUGAGAGGAGGAUAAAGAGCAGUGAGGAAAAAGAGGAGGGAAUGAAUUCACAGGAGAUGAAAGGCCAACAGGGGUGUAGAGGGAAGGAUAUGGCUUAGCAGCUGAGAGGCAGAAGGUUGUACCUCCUAUCACUGCUAGUUUAUUUCAUAUGUGACAGGGGUAUACUGGAGAACAGGAGAAAGCAAGACAUGGUGAAUAAACGGUGUACAAAAAGAGUAAGAGUGAGCCUUUACUCAAAUACUUUAUUUUAGAUUUACUGUUGUUUUUUGUUUUUUUACUAUUACUGUUGUCCCUUUUCUGAUCCCCUUUGCAUUAUAACAUGAAUUGUUUAGUGGUUGUAUAGAAAUGCAUUUAUGCACAUGGAUAUGAUAUCAAACAGGCAGGGAUGCACCAAAGUGUAGAUAAACCGAUCACAACCUGAUCAAAACUAUACUGCACACAUACAAAGACAAGCACACCAAGGCCUUGACAAAAACAUAUUCUCAUACAUACUGCUUGUCUCACACACACACACACACACACACACACACACACACACACACACACACACACACACACACACACACACACACACACACACACACACACACACACACACACACACACACACACACACACACACACAGAGUUUUGGGGACCCAGUACUUUACCAUGGUCUAUACAUACUGAAUAAAUGUUCAGCUUCCAUUAUA